Messenger RNA from Puccinia triticina, 231 nucleotides. RefSeq lists its product as uncharacterized. Lineage: Eukaryota; Fungi; Basidiomycota; Pucciniomycetes; Pucciniales; Pucciniaceae. The record is from RefSeq and is a predicted model, not a curated record. The transcript has 2 exons. Bases 1 to 231 code for a protein of 76 amino acids.
AUGGCCCCGCACCAGAGGCUGCAACCCUGGGUCGUAUCUGGCUGCAAUGACUCAGAGUUGCCCAAGUCCUGGGGCCGCCCCCCAGGCCAACUCCAUGAUAACCCGCCCUGCAGGAUUGCCCCCAAAUGGUUGCGAGUCUGUCUGGGGGCGCCCUUGUGGGUGGCCCCAAGGCAUGGCGGCCAGAUGCAACUCAGGGUUGCAGCCUCCGGUGAAUGCCAUCAAGGGGCUUGA